AGUCAGUCGAGAGCCAAACGAAGACAAAUAUAUUUCUUCGCUCUUCGCUCGCUCCUGAUUUUCUCAAAAACCUAAAAAAAAUAUUUAAAUUAUUUUUUCGCUCGCCGCCUCAUUUUUUUCAGAAAAAAUCCGAUGAACAACUUAUCAAUUUGGUGUGGCCUUUGUAAAUAAAACUUAAAUACAAUUGAGUUUGGCCAAUAUCUUUCAAGUAUUGGAACCCUCCUGAAGCAUCGACCUGUUUUAUAUUAAAUUUGAAAUUACCAUAUACAGAUAUUAAAACAAAUAUAUUUACAUUCGCCCUAUUCUUUUUCAAUGAAAACUAUGACGUUUAUUUUGUAUGAACAGCAAAAGUUACGGCGCCAAAGUUUAGUGAUAAUGGGCUGCUGUUUUGACGACGUCCUCGUAUAGUUGGAGAGAACGUUCCUGAGAUGACGUUACAGUUGUUCUGUCUUGUUAACAGAAUAGCCAGGAAGCUGAUUUUAAUGUUAAAUGCAACAAAAUGUGCGCAAUUUAUAAUAUAAUCUUGUUUAUAAAUGGAAAGGAGAUAUUAUAAUGUUAAUAUAAGAAAUGAAUUAACUUUUUUCGAAGUUCAUGUGAAAUGAACGACAGAAUAGGAUUGGCAAAUUAAAUAUGAAUCGCUAUUUGCCGAUGCUAUUCUGCCGGUCAUUUCGCACGAAUACCGAAAAAAUGACAUCAAUAAAUACAUUUUAUUUAAAUGGCAAUCGUCAUGGAACAAUGCUUUGUUCAAAAAAUUUCAUGAUAUAAACCUACUUAAGGUGAAUGACACUAAGGGAACAGCUAUUGUCAUGAAUACUUAUGAUAAUCUUGUAAUAAUUUCUUUUAUCAGCUUCAGAUAUAGUGUAAAUAGUAAAUGCAUGUACUUAUACAUGUCCUUUUACAACCAUAUUAGAACAUGUUCUUUUACAACUAUAUAAGGACAUGCACUGUGUAUCAUUGAAGGUUCUGUGUACACCGCCUUAUAAACACAUCUGCGGAUGUCUCUGAAUUGUUUUGGUACUUGUAACAUGUUUAAAUGAUGAAUUUUGCUGAAACCGGGGCUAGAGGGUGUGAACGGUAGCAUGCAUUUCCAAUACCAUACAUGAACAUGGUCAAUCAAACCGAGUCACCAACAUUUUCAUUUUUGUCGUGUUGUGCGCCCUGUGGGUUUUCAAAUAUUUUCAGUUUCACAAUUUUCAUACAUAAAUCAUACUACAGUUAAAAGGCUAGUUAUAAAAUUUGUAACAUAAAGCUUUAUAAAAAAUCAGAGUUCUUGUAGUUUAGAAAAAGGUCAGUUCAUAUUAGGCAUACCUGACACAUUUACUAAUUCAUCACGGGCGGGUACCUUCGUAGAACCACCGACCUUCUGUAAGCCAGCUGGUUAGUUUCCUCACAUGAAUUCAACGCCCCGAAUGAGGCUUAAACCUACAGUGGUGAGGGGCAAGUAUUUCGAAGUCAACGACCUUACCCACUCGGCCAUGGAGCCCCCACAGAAAACAAGAACAUAACAAACAAAUGACGGGCAUAUCCCUGGAACAAUAAUGGCAAAACAUCACUGGUAAUAGUUCACAAGCAAAAGGUAGAUGGGUGUCACGUCAUUGUAAACUGUUGCAAUGAUACUUCGAAUACGAUUUCAAGAGAUGGAAUCGUAUCACUUUGAAUUGUGUAAAUAUUUUCGGGUAUGCAGCUAUAUUUCAUACAAGUUCCAUAAAAUGAAAUGCAGCUAAUGGUAAUUGUUUUAACGAAACACACGCCACUCAAAGGCAGGCUGACGUGCAAAAUUACGUAAUGAUAACAUAAAGCAGUAUCCUGUAAUUCCAUUAUCACCAACCAAGGAAAGUGUUGAUUAUAUUUAAAUUCAAAACGUUUCAAUUAAAUUCUUUCACUGCAUUUUAGCAUACUGCAAAGAAGAAAAGUAAAUGAAUUAGUUAGGGCAGGAAAAGCCUUUUUUCAUUCUUAAACAAAACAAAAGCGUGGGUGUUCAAAAAUGGCGAAAAUAUAUUAGAAAUGUCUUGUAUUACUAUUGUUUUACACAUGCCACGGUAAGUGUUAUAGGAAUCCCAGGUCAGUAUAUACAGAUACAGAAAUUUAAAUCAUUAUAUAUAAUAACAAUAAUUUGUUAACACAUAACUAUAAUGCAUAUUGAAAACGUUUAUAAGUUCAUACGGGAAUAUAUAAAAAAAACUGGAACUUAUUUGUCAGUAGGAAGUGAGUAUUGUACUUUUGAGAACAUUGACGACAGAACUAAAAAGAUGUUAUGUUCCGAUAUUUUAUACGAUUUUGCUAUUUCUCUUGAAAUUAGAACCAUAAUUAAGUUCAUCAAUUAAUAAAACAUUUACCUAUAUUGCAUCUUUGAUAUAACAUUGUGCUGCAGUGUGCUAAUAGUCUUUAUAUACAUUUUUUAGCUGAAACAGAGUUACCAAGCUGGCAGGUUUGCAAUGACAAGUGCUAUUACCUGAGUAGCGAUGUGAACCUUACGUUUGGAAGUCAGACGACAUAUUGUCGGUCAAUGUCAAAAAGCAGGCCUCUGGUUUUAGGUUUUAUAGCGGAACAAACACUUACAACGGAGCUGUCAAUGUGCCGACUUGUCAAGAAAGAUAAUGAGCCGUACUGGAUUAAUAAGAAAGACCAGGUCCUUCAGAAUUCCACUAAUACGCGUUGUCGGACAAUACAAUUUUCUGGAACUAACUUGCACCUUGAUGAAGAUGUCCCAUGUUGGCUUUUGUCUCAUUCGAUAUGUGAGGCAGACAGAUCAUUCUGCCAGACUUCGGGGAACAAUAGCACAGUAAGGAAUGGAUGGAUUAAAGUUGCCAAGCAAAAACCAUCAUAUAAGCUGUCGAGUGCCAAAUACACAUAUUGCGAUGCAAAGUUUCUGUGUGAGGAGACAUGGCACAGUAAAAUAGCUAGUGCUGGAAACGAAUCCUUUAUGGAGUUAUUAGGUAUAUCACUUGGGAUUACACAACAAAUGAUGAUCGGCUUCUGGACUGAGAGUCCGGGUAUGAGCUGUUCACACGGACAAGGCGAAGGUUAUGUAACACAAUACACAGGACCAACCGUACAUACAAUAGAAAUACGGAAGUCAGUCAAUGUUUUCAAGGUGCUUUGCGAGAAAGAUGAUUCAACAACCAAAGCAACGUCGGCCAUGCUAUCAAGUAUAUUACAAACAAGAUUGCAGCCAAAUACACAAUCAGGGUUUUCACCCACAACUUAUCACCUAACUACAGCAUCAAAUCUACAAACAAACACGCAAUUGCGGCAAAGCCAGUUAUCAACAGAGCCUCUGAAAAUUCAGAAAACACAAUCAACUAUAGUUUCUUCUACAGCGAGCCCGACACCAGCAAGGUCGUCGAUGCAGAACUUAGCAACGUCUCUGUUGGCAUCCACAGAUGCGGUCUGGGACAGAAUUGAACAAGAAGAAUAUUUCGUCGAUUACAACCCGAUGAAUUACAAUCAAGCGGAAACGUUUUGUCGCGAGGUGAUGAAUGCAUCGUUGGUUAUGUUCCUCAAUCCUCUCAGAUACUUCACGGUCCUUGCACAGAUUGCUUUAACGAACAAUUCUUUUUGGGUCGGAGCUUGGUGAUUUAAAGUGAGCAUAUGGUUUCUGCAGCGAAGAAAAUAUUCUUGUAUUUAUGAAGAGUGACCACAAACGCUUGUCAGCAGCAUGACAACGACAUCCACAGGAGUUUUCAUACUGUUCUACUUAUUCUAU
Mercenaria mercenaria is the source of this 3706-nucleotide messenger RNA. RefSeq lists its product as uncharacterized. Bases 2507 to 3577 code for a protein of 356 amino acids. The transcript is spliced from 6 exons. NCBI's taxonomy places the organism in Eukaryota, Metazoa, Mollusca, Bivalvia, Venerida, Veneridae. The record is from RefSeq and is a predicted model, not a curated record.